Molecule: messenger RNA, 4812 nt
Organism: Leishmania major strain Friedlin
Lineage: Eukaryota; Euglenozoa; Kinetoplastea; Trypanosomatida; Trypanosomatidae
Exons: 1
Coding region: 1-4812 (1603 amino acids)
Source: RefSeq, a predicted model, not a curated record
AUGUCUCGCGCGAGCGAUGUCGAGUCACUGCUGCUUCGCUUCCUGGAGGUGGAGGAUGGGCUGCACAGGCCCACGGCUCGCCACGAAAACGCCCCUCUGCUAGUCAAGAUGACGUCUUCUGCCACCCCCGUUGAUGAAGCAGUGACGGUGAAUGGCCAUCAGGCCCGUCGCUCGUGCAGUGUCACAGAAGCGCCGGCCCAAGCGACUGCUUGCUGCGAGAUGGCGACCCCGUCAUCUUCGCACCAUGAUCUGCGCCGCCCCAACACCUCCAGCUCGUCCGCUAGCAGCGACACGCAAGGGGAAGCAGCGACACCACCUCGCCGCUCGAGCAGCAACCAACAUGUCAUCACCCGCACUGCACUUGACACCUUCGCGCGACCGCCCACGCCGCGCAACUCGAUUCCAGGUGCGUCACCGUCGCCGCCGCUGUCGCUGUCACAUCCGGUCGUGCAGUUUCUUACUAGUGUGCAACUGCAAGGCUAUGCCGACCGCCUCAUGUGCGAUCUCGGCAUUCAGUCCCUCCCAGACUUGGUGAAGCGGAGCGCCGCUUUAAAGGAUGUGACUGCGCUGCUGGGGCCCUCUGCAUCGCUGCAGCAGCACAAUGAACUGCUGCGCGGCUUGCGACGGUGGGAGCGCGAAGAGGCGCGCCGUGCCAACGCAGAGGCUGCAGAGGAGCGGCGACGCGCACGGAAGGAGGACCGCCCCACGAAGGGAGCGGCCAAGGCGCUUGGCACGCAUAAAAGUCGGUCACGCGCCGCCCAAACGACCGUUCAAAGCGUGACGACCGCCUCGGAGGAUGACGGUGGCCGUGCGAGCGGACGAGGAAGUGGCACCGGCGGCGGUCGGCAGUCGACGCCGCUCGUUGCCGCUCUUGACAGCUGCGUCGGCAUGUGCGCAGCCGUGUGCUUUCGCCUUUCGGACGUGUGCGAUCGUGUGCUGCAGUCGCACACGUCCACCACCGCCCUCGGCACCACUGAGGCAGCCCCUCAUGAGCUCUCAGGCGACAGCGGCAACGUCGUCGUAUCGUCGUUGGAACCGCCGCCGUUUCCUGCAUCGUUGUCCAUGUCCUCCUCCUCGCGCCCUUCGCUGACGACGAGCGCCACCCAGCUGAUGCGACAGCUGUCGUAUCGAUGCAGUCACGCUCGUCUAGCAGCAGCUCGUCGGCGUCGAGCUGGGUGGAGCCGCUCUUAUCGCAACGUCCGCGGUGACCAGGGCGAGCCUCUGGAUGCGACGUCUAGGACGGCAACGAAGGUAGCGCCGUACGACGUGGAUGCGGAGGACCUUGAUGCUGUGACGACGAGCGGCGCGUCCAGCCGCAGCGGCAGCAACCACCGCGAAGUCAGUCAUGCAAGCGAGGUAUCGUGCCAGCUUGAGACGAGUGAGCCUCCAGCGGAGGGGGACGUGGGCGACGACGCCGAUGCUGCGCUGUCAGACGAGGAGAGUCUCCCCAGGUGUGCGCAGCGGGCGAGCGUAGCCUCUGCCGCGGGCGUUGAGCGCUGUGAGGCGGUGGAGGAGUCCUCAAAUGCGGAGGCGUUGCUGCUACCAGCGGCGCUGUCCUCGGCUUGCUACUUGUGUGAGUCACACCUGUCCUUCACGCUGUGCUCGUUGCGCGAGGCGGCGGAGGAGCAAACUGCCGUGCCGGACCUGAAUGGCUCUGACGGUGCCGAUGGAGAAGGGCCAGCAAGCACACAGUGGGCACCAGCCGUAUCGGACACGCCAUGUGGUGCAUUCGGCGACGUGCUCACCGGAGACGGCCGCGCCACUGACGAGUCUCAUCACCCCAUCCCCAACGGCCUUGUGGCUACAAGCAAUAUAUCCCUCAGCGCCCUCUCCGCCCGCGCUGAGGUGCAGGUGCUUCCUCCACGAGAGCCAGCGGUGACCCUGGUGCGUGCGAAAGGGUCACCAGUCGCGGAGGAGGCAGGUAGGACGGCAACCGCCGACGCACACACGACUGCAGCGCAAUAUCCAGUGCUGGGUAGCGGCACAACUUGCAACGCAUCGCAGCAUCAUCAGUCCCUCAACCCCGUGGCUCUUACACACGAGAGUGCAGCACAGCCGCGGCAAAGCAGGGCGACAGAUACCUUGCUCGAGACAACUGGUGCCUCUGUCGUCACAGGAAGCGCGCCGGAGGCACGUGCACUACUGGAGAAACGACUCGCAGACGCACGACGCCGCCUCAACGAUGCGCUGCAAGAGGCGCUGCAGUCCUACAACGCCGAGGUGAAGGCCAUCCGUCAGGCGACAGCCGUGCCACACACGGACACUGCGAUAGUGAAGAAGUGGGUACCCCUGCGUGCUGUUCUGCAGCCCAUACCGUUCUCACCACGAGCAUCGAGCGCGUGUGCCCGUAGCGCUGCAGCAGCGAAGCUCAGCACGCCAGCGGAGCGUGUUGUCUGGGGGCUAGAUGCGGAGGGCGACGUCGACAGCGGUGAGAUACACUGGUGCGCUUCCCCCGCUCCUACCGCGGCCGUGUCUGCUGGUGCGGAGGCGGAGGUGCCAGCUACCUGCUCUCCUGCUGCGGGAGCCGCGCUUGAUUGUGUGUGCGCUGAUGAUAGGAAGGUCCUGACAGCUAUGGCCAGCACUGCCACCUCUGCGCGCACGACAGUGAGCUUCACUGCCGCGCCAGUAGCCCCGAGCUGCCGUUCUGCGGUGACACCAGCCGCCACGGUCGAGGGCGACGGGCUCGCCAGCACAGGGGCUCUUGACGCUCCGACCGCAGCAGCGUUGAUGGAGUCUCGUUCGGGGAGGGACAAGGAAAGGGAAGAGGAUGGCAACGUCAGCUGCGAAAGCGUUGGUCGCUUGACGGCCGGCACGCAGCGCCUCUCGACGCACGUCAACAUGGGUGCCGCAGGCAAGGCAGCGGCGAUUGCUGCGGCGACUCCCAUCGACAUGGUCGCAGCGGAGGGGCGUGGUGACAGCACGGCUGCUUUUCUCUGGGUAUCUCAAGACUCCCCGUCGAGAACGCGGCAAGGUCCAUAUGCAGAUGCCGCUGCGGCGGACUCCGAUAGGGAAGAGAAUGUAUCGACCAGCGACGAGUGGUGGGCGGCAUACGGCAUCGACGCGCUGGAAUGCACCCAGAACAGUGCCGACGGCGUUGCCGGCGGAUGGGCUGCUGCGCCCAGCACCAAUUCCGUGCAUCCUCAUGCUACCUCCAAUGGCAACGGUGCGGUGUCGACUUCCCGAGUCUGCACCCCGUCACCCGCGCCAGUGGAGGUGAUCGAACUCACCUCCGGCACCGAUGACGAGGAUGCCGACUCUCGCGACGCGCGCAGUCGCCCACCACAUGCAUCUUCUUAUCUCCCCCCACCAGCUGCUCCCUCGCUGCUGCUGCCAACCUCGCCGCCACCCCGCGAUGGCCUUAGCGGGGGUGUCACGAUCCCUUCGCGCACUGGGCCUACGGCGCCGAUGCACUCAUGGCGGCCGUUGGUCUUGGACAGGCGCCUGCAUGCGGAUGCGUGGCCGCACAUGACGAACGCCGAACUACGCCAGCUCUGCUUUGAGUUCGGCUUGAUGGCUCCGUCACCGACGAAAGGAGACACCACGUCACCUUUUCCUGUAGCCGCAGCUGGCUCUCCGCGUAUCCUUGGGCGUCGUGGCCGGUCAGCUCCGCUGCCGUCGUCGGCAGCAGGCUCUCCAGCAUGUGCACGGAAGUCGGCUGUCUCGCCUGCGUCUUCACCGGAGCGGGAUCUGUUUGGACUGCCAACGCUGCCGACCGUAGUCCCCGCUGCGUGCAGGGAGUCCUCACACACGGCAGCGAAAACCGUCGAUGGUGCGCCACCGCCACCGCCACCGCCGCCGCCGGAGCCGUCGUCACCCGUUGGCGCUUUCACGCAACCCGAGAACGGCUCUGGUGGUGGCGGUGGCGGCAGAGCUGCUGUUGCGGCGGCGGCGGCGGCGACGGGGGUGGCAAGUGAGCAUGUGGAUAUCCGGCAGCGGGACCAACGACGCGCUACCUUGCUGGAGCGCGAGUCGUUGCUGGAGGCGCUGCGGCUACUUGCUACACGGCUCCGCUUUCGACAUACUGUUGCACCAUUCUUUCUGCACCGCGUGGCGCGGCUUAGCGGACUGCCCUACAAGCGUAUGCGUGCCGCCGACCUCUUGGACGAAGGCGCUGUACUCACCCGCGAUGACCUCAAGCAGACGCGACUCCGCUACAAGGCUGAGGAGCAGGUGGAGGUUGAGCGCUGCAUCGCAUCUGCCCUCGUGGCCGAGGCGGCCGAGGCGAUAGAGCAGGAUGCACAGCGCGUCACGUCUCGAUGGGCGACUCUCCCCUUGUUCGCGGUAGAGGGCGGAAACAGCACCAAGAUGAAAGUGUCACCUGCCCGCAGCGCACUCGCGUCCCUCCCAGACGGCGGGGUGCGGUGCUGCUACGACCAGAUCCUUCUACGAGAGCCUGUGAACGUUUUUGCCGCGGUAUCGGCCGUCCAGAGAUCCUUCCCGCACAUUACACAUACCCGCGUUCAGCAGCUUCUCGCGGCGAAUGAGGUGACCGCGGAGGCGGUCGUCACGGUUUCAAGCCGCUCGCCUUCGCCGGUACCCCAGUUAGCCACAACAGGGCAGCUCGAGGCAGGACAGGCGAUGGCAGUGCCUCGGCCCUCAGGUGAGUUGACGAUCGACGCGACGCCCUCGAUACAACAGACGGGCGGCGGCGACAUUCCGUUCCACCGCGGCAGCGGCGCCGUCCACUCUCCGGCCACGACGACGCCUCUCUCGCAGGAGGAUCGGCAGCGUGUGAAUGCGCGGCGCUACUUCGCGCAGCGAAGUUACAUGAUUCGCCGGCAGACCGGCGGCCGGGGCGGUGGCCGCCGCUGA